Hemiscyllium ocellatum (epaulette shark) is the source of this 3512-nucleotide messenger RNA. RefSeq names its product coiled-coil domain containing 13 (gene ccdc13). Gene Ontology annotation, cellular component: centriolar satellite. Lineage: Eukaryota; Metazoa; Chordata; Chondrichthyes; Orectolobiformes; Hemiscylliidae. Gene Ontology annotation, biological process: cytoplasmic microtubule organization; non-motile cilium assembly. The transcript has 15 exons. Bases 1 to 2388 code for a protein of 795 amino acids. The record is from RefSeq and is a predicted model, not a curated record.
AUGAGGAGGGUGAGGUGGCCAGGUAGGCCGCGUUUCCCCUGGUUACUGUUGCUAUGCGACGUUGGCGGCGGCCGCCAUCAGAGGCCUCGAAAGCGACCGGGUAGAAGGGAAUCAGCAGAAAAUAUCCGCACUGGGGCGCGUCCCAAGAAGGGAGAGGGUAAGGCCGGCUCAGCAACAGCGGCCGGGCCGUGCGGGGGGUUUAACUCGAUGGACAGCGCGGAUGAGCUGGUGACCCAGGGCCUGAGGCAGCAGUUCCAGGCCCUGCAGGAGCAGCAGCAGCAGAGGAGGAGGCAGAGGAUGGCGCUUGUACGCUGUGAGAAGAAGGAGCAGGGCCAUGGCCCUGGCACCGGCACCGGCCCCGGCCCCGCGGGCACCUCCACACUGUCGGAGGAAGACCUGGGGCUGCAGCUGGUGAAGGCCGAGAUCUGCAGCACUACCGACAUCAGCAAAAGCUUGCUGGAGAACGAGAACGAGCUGCUACAGGAGCAGAUCCAUGAGCUAAGGGAUGAGAAUGGACGGCUUUACAAACUCGUUAAUGAAAAAAAUUUUGAAAUCAAACACCUGAAAAAGAAAAGUGAGGAAGAUCGACUUGCUCUGGCAGGAACAGCUGGUAUAGCAGGGGACGUGGCUGCAACCAAAAUUGUCGAGUUAUCCAAACGGAAUCGUGAGCUAACCGUGGAAAAUGAGAGCCUGAAAUCCAAAAUCAAGCAGCUGGGCAACAAGUUACAAGAGCUGGAAAAGCUUGAUGCCACUCAAACAGCCAGCACCAAAGAAUCAUCUGGACGCACCAACAAAGAAUUAUCUCCCAGGAUACAAAACAGCUCACUGCAGUCUGACAUCCUUGAUGCAAAAGCCCUACAUGAAAAACUUGCAGCAACCAAUCUAAAACUGAUUGAGUCUCGAAACCAAAUACUGAGUGUCAAACAAGAGUUGAAAAUGGCCCACAAGGUAUUAGCUAAUGAAGUGGGAGAAGAUGUGAAUAUACAACAUUUACUAAAUAACAAGGGGACAUGGCGCGGGAGAGCUCAGCAGAUCCAAAUCUUGCAGAAGAAGAUCCAAGAGUUGGAAAGCCAAAUGGGGCUAAAUAACCAGAAGGGACGGUCAUCUGAACACAGUGUAGAAGAGGAAAUGCUAGGUAUCUCAGGAUUGCGGCGUUUGUCAAAUCAAGACAAAAAUGUAGCAUACAUUCGUACACUAGAGAAAGAAAGAAAGGAAGCAUUGGAAAAAAUGACUGGUGACCAUGAGAGGUUGAAAAAAGAUCACGAGGAACUCAAAAAUAAAUUUGAUGGAUCAAAAGCCCGGAACAAAGUUCUUUCCAGUGAGCUCAAGAUUUUGAAGAGUCAAGUGGUGACCCUUCUUGAAAAAGGGAAACACGAUGAUGAACUGGUUGGUGCAUUGCUGAAACAGCAGAAACAAAUGCAGGAGAUUAUGGGCCGUUUAAGUCAGCAUGAGUCAAAGAAUAAGGACACCAGCCAAAUUCUGAGCCAGCAGCAGAACUGUGAAACCCAGAAGGAGGGCUCUGUGAUUGGAGAAUUAAAACAGAUGGUAACUGAGCGGGAAGCUAAAGUGAAAGAUCUUGAGAAAGAGAUCAAACAACUGUUACUAAAGCAACAUCAAGAGAAGAAGCUUUCGGAUGACCAGAUGGUGGUGAAUCUCCCCAAGUGUCGUCCUUCCUCAGCUCAGUUAGAUAAGACCAAUGGGCAUUCAACCGAGAAUUUUAUUUCAGCUGACGCUGAAAUCACAGGGAGACCACUUUCUGCUCGAGCAGUGUCCAAAAUGGGGCACUCCCUGAUUGAAUGUGCAACAGUGCGACCCCUCUCAGGGAAUGCAAUUGGAAGAUGCGUCAGCGUGAAUGAAACUGAUGCGAAAACUCUUCAGUUACAGUGCACAGAAUACAAAGCCUUUUACCAAGCCGCAGAAGUAGAAAGGGACAAACUAACGGAGCUAGUUACCAUUCUACAGAAGAGGUUAGAAGAUAGUAAUGACAAGAUUUUGGAAACUGAACAGAAGCUCCUCGAGCAGCGGCGGUGGUCUGUGACUUUGGAACAACAACUUGGAAAAGCCAAACUGGAUGCAGGAAAGACCCAUGACAAACCUUCAAGUAAAAGUAAAGCAAUUUCAUCCAGCAGCACCAGCCGUCAGUGUCAGAGCCUGUGUGGCAGUGGGGACCUAAUUCCUGGAAUGCCAUCGACCACAGCUUUGGAUAUUCAAAUGGAAGAACUGAAUACCCGACUUGCCAUACAGGUGGAUGAGAAUGAAGCCUUAAAGACCGCUUUGCAAAGCACUUUAAAAGCUAAAGAAGAAGAUCUGAAAUUGUACCAUGACACAGUGGCCCAAGUGAAGCAGGUCUUCUUGCAGGUUCUUCGACAGCACAAAGAGAAAACAUAAAUUGAGCACUUCUCCUACAGAGACAUUUGUUGAUUUAUUGUUGAGAAGGCAUUUGGAGAACAGACACAGUGAAAAGAGGAGAGGAACAAACCCAACUCAGUGCCACAUUAGCCCACACAAUUGCAAACUAGUCAUCGGACUCAUUGCGUGAUUAUCGGACAAUCAUUUGGUUCCUCUCUUGCCUUUUUUAACUGAAAGGUCUGAGGAGCUAAAGUCAUGUAAGAUGUCAAAUGAGGCAAGUUAGUCAGCCCAUCUGUGAUCACUCUCAUCACGCUACCCGACUGUGCCUUAAAUUACUCUUGGGGUUUUUAAUCCCAUUUGAAGUCCAUUUCAAAUAUGUAUCAAUUACAGUAAUGCCGGAAAAGGGACAAUAAAUAUAGGAAGCAGUCAGGACCAGAAACAGCUGUACCUUUUCUCACACUUACAUGUCAAUGAAAGGGAUUAAAAUUGGUUUGUAAGAGUUGUUUCUUUCCAAUAGACACAGCAACUGUUAAGGUUAACUCCAAAUUAAGCUCAUUUUGUUCUGUGCAAUCAGAUAUCAAAGAUUGCAAAUCCACCUUAUAGGAAGCAGACUUCCAAUAACAGAGUUGAUGUGCCAAGUGCCUUAUAAAAUAUGUGAUUGAGAAAAUGAGAUACCUAUCUCACUGGUACCUUAAUGCCAGUUUUCAUAUUCAGCAGAUUCUGGAGAUGCAAGUUUUAGAAAAAUGUUAAUCAAAUCCAAUGCUGCAGUCACUCCAAUAGGAACCCAUUUUUUAGAGCAAGGGCACAUCCAAAGGUGAGCAGAUAAAAAUAAAAAAUUUGUCUAACUGAAUUGCCAACAAUUCAGCAUUCUCUAUCCUAAAGCUGGAAAUUUAGCCUGCCUCAAUUAUGUAUAUUCUUCCUUCCAUCAAAAUUGAGAUAUGUUGUUAGGGAUGUUGCAAAUUGCAGUGAGAGUUUACAGUGUCUACCCAAAGAAUACAUGAGAUGUCAAUAUCUGCCUGGCAGGAAGGUAUCACUUGCCCAUCACUGUUCUCCUUCACCUCAGUGAACAUGUAUACAUUGCAAACAAAUGCAGCAGGUCACUAGAUCUAAAUGUGUCAAUGUAUUAGCCUCUUCCAACAAUAAAUGUUCCUUCAUUUUGUUAA